Molecule: messenger RNA, 2990 nt
Organism: Labrus bergylta (ballan wrasse)
Lineage: Eukaryota; Metazoa; Chordata; Actinopteri; Labriformes; Labridae
Source: RefSeq, a predicted model, not a curated record
GACCUGUCCACUCUGCAGUGCGACGUGUGUAUCCUCGUCUUCUCCGUGACUGACAGGCGGAGUUUCCACCGCACCGCCCAGCUCCGCCUCCUCCUCAGGGAGGCCCAGCCGCAAACACCAAUCAUCCUGGUGGGCAACAAGAGCGACCUCGUCCGCUCGCGAGAAAUCAGCGCAGAGGAGGCCCAAUCCAGCGCCAACAUGUUCGACUGCGUCUACUUGGAGCUUUCCGCCUCCCUCGACCACGGCACCAACGAGCUGUUAGAGGCCGCUGUUCGGACGGCAAGAGGCGAGUGUGUGGGCCCCGGCUGGACGGAUGGCGACCCUGGCGCAGCGCGCAGGGAGAGCCUGACCAGCCGUGCGAAAAGGUUCCUGGCAGGGCUUGUACCUCGCUCCUAUGGUCGAGACCGGGACAGAGAUCGAGGCCGCUAUCGAGAAAUGAGCCGCCACCGGGGCAGCAAGAUCCUCCGCCAGAAGUCCCGCUCCUGCCACGACCUCAGUGCACUGUGACACACAUGAACACACACGGGCAGAGGGGGAAAACUCCCACACAUGUACACACACAUUGGGGUGAAGGAUGUUGGGGAGGGGGAGGUGUAAAAGGUAGAUGAGCAGGAGAAGGAAAAAUGGAAGCCAGCAAGGGGACAAGAGGAAGAUGAUGGAGAAAUUUAGCAAUGGCAGAUAAAGGUCAAGUCGGGCGAAAAAGGGAAAGAGAUUGGCAGAAAAAGCCAAAAUCCCCUUUGACCACAGCAGUGAGCCUUUAUCUUCCUCCUAACAGUGAAACCAAUUUGAGAGAGAUUAAGGCCAGGUUUGAGAGAAAACAGAGAAAUAGAUAAGGACGUGAGCCGCUUGGGUUAAGCCAUGAGGACUGAUUACUUGAUGAGUGCGGCAGAAAGAAAAUUAAUUAUUUUACACAGCAGCUUGUUUUCCUUUGACGACACACUCAAGUGGGAAGCUGCAAUACUGUUAUCAAAUGAAAAAUGUUGUAUCAGUAUUAUUCCAGUUUGCAAAUCUUAAAAACAUAAGGAAUCCGGCAUACCAUAGCAUUGUGCUGCUUCCAAAUUGAAAAACAACAGGCCAAUGAGUUGGGAGAAAUCCAGUGGAACCGCAUAUCAUCAUUUUAGAGAAAACCGCAAUAACCAAUUAGGUAUUGUUGACAACGGCUAAUGUUAGCAUUGAGCUAUUUUAGCAGUGUUCCAAUUGACAGAAUACCAAACAAAGCUUGAAAUUCCUAGUUUAACGGUAAUUUCAAUUUAAACAGUUCAGAAAGCAUAGCUGGUGUCUUUAGGUAAAUCCUACUCAAUGGAAUAAUAAUAGGUUUUAAAAUAUGUGCUCUUACCUUGAAAUUUGGGACAAUGCUCCUCUAGAUUUUCACUUUCCACCAUAUUUUUUAGUUGCUGAUAAACUGAAAAAGGGUGAAAUUAUACAAAUUUGUCAGAACUUAAGUUUGUACAACAUGCAGCUGUAAGAUCAUUUAAAAGCAUUUGAGCUGUCCUACCUGAGGGUUAACUUUUAACAAAAAUGGCUGCCUUGUGUGUAUGGUGACUUAGGCCGUGUUUACAUGAAAAAGAUCCUUUGGGAACUUGUUUUUUUUUUUUUUUAAUUCUACUUUCAGGCGACAAUACUCGAAAACAACCGCCUUGUGCAAAAGAACGCUGUAGUAUACAUGCUAGGCCAGUAGUUGGUGGUGUGACCUUGUAAUUCAACAACAUGCACUUGCAGACAAAUAUUUGUGUGGACAGACAAUGAGGAGGGGAUGUUACUACAAGUGGCCCUAAACAGCAAAGAGAGUCGAUUUCAAAUAAACUGGGAGUGAGCAGCACAAACAGAACUCAGGAGUCUGUCUUUUGUUGAAGCUGUCCAUCUACGCGUGUGGAACCGUAAUGUACAUGUGUGUAAGGCCACCGUUUUCAAGAAGGAACAGCGUCAGUCUGAAAUGGUGCCGUUUGUAAAACUUUGCACUCUUGGAUCUGUUUUCAAAACCUUCUGUUUUCUGGCACACAAAACUCCUUCCAACCCCCCUCCCACUGACAGGUAGACGAUCAGCCAAAACGCAACUAAAUUUGCUGUUUUUGGAUGAAAAAGUUGUUGUGUAAAUAGGGCCUAAGUGACAGAAAAAUCAGAUUCUGAUGCUAGGAGGGGGAAGGGGCUCACAGACAAAGACACAACCAAGUAGCACGCACUGAUUAUGUAGAGACUGAUAGCAAUCUAAUGUACACCUAUUGUAAACCCUGUUUUAUAGCAUGCAGAGUAGACAUGAUCCUGUAGGUUUUUACAGUAGGCUACGUGACACUGGACUGACUGUACCCCAGUGGCUAAUAGCUAAUGCACAAUCUAGCUAGUAUCUCUUGCAAUGCCAUCUCAAAGGCAAAACCCUUUAUUUAUAAAAAAAAAAACUCCUUCUCUUUGCCUUUUCUAAGACACAUUCUUUACACCUAAUACACCUUUUGUGUCAUGUACUGAUCUGAAGACGUGUUUGGUGACACCUAUCGGUAUACAUUCAUGUGUGAUUUUUAUACAAGAAUAAAAAAACAUCAGCGCCCAAGCCAUAUUUCCGCUGAAUGCACCCUGAGUGAACAGCACAAAGAACCCUUUACUGAGGAUGAGGAGCAUAAGGAAACAGGUCAAAACGGCUCCAAGGACGAAGACGUCAGCAUAGGAUGACUGAACUUUUGUUCCACAGAAGCUGAGUCACUGAACCUUGGAUGUUCUUGAAGCGCAGGCGGACAAACAAGAGAAAACCUAAUCUACCUGUGGCUGAUUGAUGUCUUCAUUCAUCUCCUUUUACCCACUGGUGUUAUUGCGUGUGCUGAGAUUUCAUUCUGUAGGGGCUGCCCACACAGGUGACCCAAAAGAGGACGUUCUGGAAACGCUGCUUGGAUUGCUUCGAGCAUGGCAGCGUCUCAGACACAUGCUCACUCGUUUGUCACCGUCUACUAAGCACUCUCUUCUUUCCACUGAGAAUAAAUUAAGUUUUGUUUUGACAUCCUGAA